Molecule: messenger RNA, 772 nt
Organism: Triticum urartu
Lineage: Eukaryota; Viridiplantae; Streptophyta; Magnoliopsida; Poales; Poaceae
Source: RefSeq, a predicted model, not a curated record
CACGCGCACGAAAAAAACCCUCUGCCUUAUCCCUAACCCGCUCUCGUCUCCCUCCCUAGGACGCAGCCGCCCACCGAAUCAAAUCCCGUCGUCGGGCUCGUCUGCCUCGCCGUGGCCGAUGAAUGCGUCGGCUGCGGCCACGCCCCCUCUCCAAACGGCGGCGAUGAUGGAGGGAGCAGCUCACGCUGGACAGGCUCCCGACCGAACGCUUCGGGUCAUCUCUCCUCGGGGCCAACCCCUCCUAUUCAUCGCAUCUCUCCCUGACUCCGUCUCCUCCACGAGAUGUAGCACCACCCCACGCCAUGGACGCCCUUGCCGGCUGCAUCUCUCCAUGCGCCGCCACUCCUAUGACACCGCCGCCCGGCAGUCUCCACCAGCACCACGACGGGCGUGGCCUCUGCACGCGCCGUCACCUCCCCUCCAGAUCCGGACGUCGUCGAGGGCAUGUCCAUCCAGCAGUGCGCCGUCACCUCCCCUCCAGAUCCAGCCGUCGUCAAGGGCGUAUCCAUCCAGCAGCGCGCCGUCAUCCCAAUCAUCACCGUCCACGGCGUCAUCGCCCAGGCCCAGUCAGGGGCCGGCAAGACCUCCAUGAUCUCCCUCUUCGUCUGCCAGGUCAUUGAGACCAACGUCCACGAAAAAGAUGCACACAAAAGAAAGACAGAUGAACCAUCACAAGUCACAUAAUCAUCUGUUCCUGGUUUAUGGCAAGGGGUACAGAUGAUAGGAGGAAGGAGAGAUGAGGUCACUUUCUUAAUUCGAAGCAUCACAAAAG